Heteronotia binoei (common prickly gecko) is the source of this 996-nucleotide messenger RNA. RefSeq lists its product as uncharacterized. NCBI's taxonomy places the organism in Eukaryota, Metazoa, Chordata, Lepidosauria, Squamata, Gekkonidae. The record is from RefSeq and is a predicted model, not a curated record. The transcript has 3 exons. The coding region runs from base 276 to 923 and encodes 215 amino acids.
GCCUCAUCGACCGUUAGCUUUCACGGUCACCACCUGGUUAAGGAAGGUCAGAUGUUUCCAGGAGCCCCCAUAGGUGUAUUCUCUUUCCCUGCGGGCGGACUGGGGCAGCCCAACGUUGUGGGCGAGGGCGAAGAUGGCCCACAGGCAGCAGAGGAAGUGUAGAACCGUCACGGUCCUCUGGCACUGUAGCCCCAAAGCCAUUUUGGGGCUGACGCAGAGCGGUGCCGGCGAAGGAAUAGGGAGGUGGGAAGCGGCCGGGGCGGCAAGCGCGGGUGAUGAGCACCGCGCAGGCGCCGUUGGAUCGCCUGGCCGCUUACCCGACCUCCGCCAUCUUGGCUGUGUUCGCGCGACUCGACGACGGAGCCUCUUGGGCUCGCGCGACGCCUUUGCACCUCAUAGAGGGCCGUGAGGGACCGUACCAUGUCAGCUUAGAGGGGAGGGUUUGGGGGAAAAUAAAAGGUAGAAGGGAACUGGUAAAAGACUUUCCGCAAGGAAGUCUUAGCAUCGGAAAGAGGCAACAGUCGCUCUUCCCUGGCUUUUCAUCCGGAAAGGUGCUGGUUCUGGGCUACUCCCUCCGCCAGGCAAAAAUGGACCACCAUGAGGGACAGGAAUGCACCAGGGUGUUGGAUCCUACCAGCUUUCAGCUGGGCCUGGAGUUGGACUAUACCAUCUGUGGAAAUGCUUCGCAGACCUAUUACACUGAUGGAAGAGCCUCAUACAUCAACAGGAGGCUCCUGAUUCAGGCUUGGAGGAAAAAAAUGUCCUGCCCCUCUAUUAGAGGCUUGAUGUGUAGAAAUGGGUGGUUGAAGCUGUGGUGGAAUGGGCCUGCUCCAGCAUGCAUGCAGGCCCUGUUCCACCCUGCCUUCCAAGGAUUUUCCCAUACCAGGAGAGGCUUUCUCUCAGGUAAUCAAUGCUCCCUUUAAGCUGUGGAGUUUUGUAAGCAAAAAAUUUUGCUUUGUGAGCUACUUGCAUUAAAGUUGUGAGCUACUGCAUAAA